Molecule: messenger RNA, 1069 nt
Organism: Ananas comosus (pineapple)
Lineage: Eukaryota; Viridiplantae; Streptophyta; Magnoliopsida; Poales; Bromeliaceae
Exons: 4
Coding region: 645-983 (112 amino acids)
Biological process (GO): transcription by RNA polymerase III
Cellular component (GO): transcription factor TFIIIC complex
Source: RefSeq, a predicted model, not a curated record
CUCAAAAAUUGCACAAUGAAUUUGUUGAUUCGGAAUCACAGGAUCGGUCGAUGUUACAUUUGAUGAAUCAAUUUUUUUUCUGCCUAUGUUAUGUCCCUCUAUCUUGUUUUGACCGAUGAAUCAUGAAUUUUCCAUUGGAAUUAAACUAAUUCUCUUAAUUGGUUUUUAUUACCCUCGUAUAUGGGAAAAAUGGAUAACCUAUCAGAACAUCCACCUUGGGAAAUAAAAUCAGAGAGUUCAUGAUUAUAGUUUUUACUCGAAGUAAGUCAUACCCCGAUAGUCAAUUCAAUUUGGAAACUAGUGCUUGUUGGUCUUUUGAUUCUAUCUUAUACAAGAAAGGACUUGAAUUUACUUGAAUUAUAGGUUGAUACUUGAUAGCGACAAAAUACGUUGGCAUUUCGGCUGAAUUUUCCAAUACAGUUGCUAAUGAAAUGGGACUUUCUUUUGAUUUCUUUAGUAAAUCAAUUAAGAGUUAGAAUUUCUUUUCCUUUUAAUCACUUAUUUGGUUUAUUUGCUUCUGAUAUCGCCAUUCCUCUUGAAUUUCAUAAAUAAAUUGUUGCUCCACUUUGUGCUCUGUAUGAACUCAGUUGUGAAUAUCUCAUCAUUGUAGCUGAUAACUCUUUGCGGCAGCGAUUUUGUUUUGCAUGCAGGCGGACAUAUCUCAGCAUUGGACUGGUGCUGUAGGAUCCAAUACAAGCCUGACACCAAUAUUAGUUGUGAGUGAUGGGGAGAAUCCUAAUCUAUUUGUGACUGCUGGACAUGAAGGUCUAAAAUUGUGGGAUGUGCGAUGGCUUGUCAUAUCAUUUGAUGAUGGCACUAUGAGGAUCCUAAGCUUAACAAAAGCUGCAAAUGAUGUUCCUGUCACUGGAGGCCCAUUUGCUGGACCAAAGUAUCAGGAUUUACAUGGUUUUACAUGUUCAGCAUUUGCAAUUUGGAGCGUCCAAGUAUCACAAACUACAGUUUGGAAUAAUUGGCUGUCAUAAAAUUGUAACAUCUCCAAACAGCGCUUGGUGUGUCGUUUAGGAUAAAGUUCUACCAAAUAUGCUUGGAAGUGCUUAAACCUAUGCUG